Messenger RNA from Penicillium cosmopolitanum, 1566 nucleotides. RefSeq names its product C2H2-type zinc finger protein. Gene Ontology annotation, molecular function: DNA binding. The record is from RefSeq and is a predicted model, not a curated record. Lineage: Eukaryota; Fungi; Ascomycota; Eurotiomycetes; Eurotiales; Aspergillaceae. Bases 1 to 1566 code for a protein of 521 amino acids. The transcript has a single exon.
AUGUUCAACAACAACCCACUCCGUGGUCGCGGCUCUAAAUCCCCGAGUCCAAUGAAUCUACCAAGCAAGAGCCGUCCCAAUACUCUGAGCAAGGUCGAUCAUGGGCGACAAACUGUGAACUCCGCCCAAGCAUUGCAGCUGGUGCUACGAAAUACCUAUACGACCUCUGGGCAUCCUCGGGUGGCAACCAUCGGAGCCAGGGUCAUGAUAUCUGGCAAAAGUUUCUACUUUGUGCCAGCACAUAUAUCCUAUCCAGAAGAAUACAUUCGAACCGAAUCGAAUUCAACGGUUGAUUUGGAGUCAAAUGAUGACGAAUACUUUUUUGAAGGUUUUGAUGGUGCGAACGAAGGCCCACCAGAUACUCGUGAGGCUGACCUUAUGAGCCGGUAUAGCUUGACUCCUGGCUCAAGCAGCCAAGAGACAGAGUGGGGUCUGAGUCAAGCCGAUGCAGCAUCAGAAUCCAAAUCUGAUGGUCUCACACCCCGGUCGAAAGACAUUAGAGAAAUGGAUGUUAUUCAUCGUCAACCCAUUCAAGGAGUGCCCCCUCUUGGUAGUCGCGAGUCAUCUUCAUUGGUUCAUUCUUUCCGAGCAGGGGUAGAAUUCGCCUACUUAAAAUCAAAAACUUUGGAUUACUCGUUGAUAGAGAUUGAAAAUAUCGACGAGUCUUCAUUGUUACUUCCUGUUUUCUCUCUUGAAAACAUCACUCGUCUGAAUUCCGACUCAGUCAAUGUCAUCUCAGCAACAGGCUCAGGGAGUAUUCUUAGUGGUGUUUUGUCCAAUCGGCGUUCUUUCAUUCGACUUCCGAACUCUACCAAAUACAGCGAGUCUCUUCAAGUUCAAUUUAAAGGUUUCCUUCAGCAAGGUGACUCGGGCUCGCUGGUCCGAGACGCAGAGACAGGAAUGAUAUACGGUCACAUCGCUGCAGGUGACACAGAAUCCCAAACUGCAAUUAUUAUUCCAGCUUUCGAUGUUUUCGGCGACAUGGCGGAAAAGUCCAAGCAUGGUUUCAUUCCGCCGCUGCCAGAAACACACGACGUAUCAGAGUUCUCUAUAUUGCGCCCAUCAUCCUUUAUUCUGAGAGAGAAUCAAAAUUUCGUUCCUGAACCGAUGGCUCCGAACAGUGAUCCGAGCACUACAACCUAUGUUCCUUCUCUGACCGACCUGACGGACUCAUCGAGCCCAACAUUCCAGCACGGGUACUCGCGACAUGAAGGUGGAUUCUUGCCCGGGUUGAAUUCGGGCAUUCAAUUCCUGCAGACCCCGACAUCCAGCUACCAUAGCCGCCAGUCGGUUGACCCAACGCAGUUUUCCAGCCAACGAAUCCCCUCAACUCCUUCCUCACAGCCAGCCGGAUUAGAUCCAAAUAUUCAAUCUACUGAAAGCCAGAGCUUCGCAUGUAAAUGGGAGGGCUGUAGAUACGCGAGGAAUUUCUCUUCGAAAUCUACCUUAUGGCGACAUAUCCAGUCACAGCAUGUUUCGCCGUCCGAAUUUGAAUGCAAGUACUGCGACAAGAGGCUUAGUCGCAGGGACAAGAUGCAACAACAUAUGAGGUUGGCACACGGCUAG